AUGGAGUCAAGCUCUGAGACCACCAGGUAAUGUUUGUUUAUAUUAAUUUAAUAUUUUCAUUAUUAACUCGGUCUUUUAGUGGAGCUCAGGUUGGAUGAGACCUAUGUUAGUGGAUUUGUUUUAACAUAGUUUGGAGCAACUAAGGCUUCACCAGCAGGGCUCUGAUCUGGUCUAAAAGCAACUCUGCACUCCGUUUCUCUGCAGCAGUCAAAGCUUGAUCUCGGUCAAACAUUAGGAUCACAGUGGCUGUUUCAGUCUUUUGUCCAACGAGGAUAACAGAGAGGUCGAGCAGAAGAUCUGAGUCUUCAGCUUUUUCUUCAAGAUAUAUAGGGACUAUGUAGAUCUGAUAGUUUAGGAAUCGAUUCCACCACCAGAGGGCAGCAGAGAAAACUAGUCUGGAUACUGACUGAGGGUUUUGUUGUGAUGGGAGAAGCCAGUGUAGAAAAGCUGAUACAGGAGAGAUGAGCUCUCCUCUCCUGGUUCUGGUACUGACUCGGAUGUGUCUGUGUGUGUGUGGUUCCUCUGACAGGGUGAAGAUGGUCUCCAGGUUCCUGCUGCUCAUGGCUCUGAGCGUCUGUGUCUCUGGUUGGUUUCCACCUUCACUUUCUUCUCCACAAAGAGAAAAGAGGAGAUCCACUUUGAGACUGACUGAAACACUUGAACACUUCCAUUAGAAAAGAUGUUGAAAGACUCACAUGUUCCUGUGUUUCUCUGCUCCUCUCUUUCCCUCUCUGUCUCCUCUACAGGAACCUUUGAAGUCAAAGUGGCUCACAGAUUGUAUCAGGCAGCAGAGGACCAGGACCUCACCCUGGAGUGGACCUUCACCAUCAAACCUGACAGCUCUCUGCAGACUCUGAACAUUUUCUGCACUAUGAUCAACGAUCGGAAAGAAUCAGUCCUGCUUGAGGUUCAUAAAGGUGUGGAGGUCCCAGAGAAGGAGGGAGACUUUGUUGGACGAGUCCAGUGUUACAAAGAGGUCCUUAAAAAUGGACGGAUCAGACUUCAUGUGUCCUCACUCAGGGCUGAAGACUCAGGCGUGUAUCAGUGUGAAGUUGAGACAGAGUAUGGGAGCAGCUUGGACAGAUGUCAUGUCAAAGUGAUCAGUGAGUCGAUUAAUUUCUCAGCAGAACUUUAAAAAGACGUUCAGUUCAGUUUCUGUUUGUUUUUGGAUCCAGAAGAAUCUGAGAUUAAAGUAUCAUUGAGGUUUUUAUGGACCUGUUCCUGUUGAUCUCUUGUUUGUUUAUUCUUCUCCUGAAUGACUCUCACCUGUUGGUUUCUCUACAGAAAAGAUUGAUCCCUUACCGCUGAUACUGUCUGCAGCAGUAAUAAUAGGUUUGUUCGUUGGUUUAUACUUUGAUCUUAAACGACGUGCCGACCACUCCGCCUGGAACUGA
This is a messenger RNA of Xyrichtys novacula (pearly razorfish), 1394 nucleotides long. The record is from the annotation of a GenBank genome assembly. Lineage: Eukaryota; Metazoa; Chordata; Actinopteri; Labriformes; Labridae.